Messenger RNA from Lagopus leucura (white-tailed ptarmigan), 1380 nucleotides. Its product is annotated as protein C19orf12 homolog. The record is from RefSeq and is a predicted model, not a curated record. The transcript has 2 exons. NCBI's taxonomy places the organism in Eukaryota, Metazoa, Chordata, Aves, Galliformes, Phasianidae. The coding region runs from base 175 to 600 and encodes 141 amino acids.
ACCAUAAACUUUUUGGUUUUCUAGAGAAAAACUAGAAGUUAAUUUUUUGUUUUUCCAUUAUUACUGUGCCUGUGUCUUGUUUGUCUAACCAGCUCCAGAGCUAUAAGCAACAAGAUUUUGUCCCCGUGGCAGAACCCAACUUAAACAUCUUUUUCAGGUCCUUAAGCAGCCAAGAUGCCCAUCCGUGUGGAUCAAAUGAUGCAACUGCUUUGCCAUGUUUCUCAGGAGAAGGGAAUGACAGCAGCUGUCAAGCACUCUGGUAGAGGAGCACUCCUGGCAGGUGCAACUGCAUUUGUUGGGGGUUUGGUUGGAGGUCCACCUGGCAUCGCUGUAGGAGGAGCUCUUGGUGGACUGCUUGGUGCCUGGAUGACCAGUGGACACUUCAAGCCAGUCCCUCAGAUUUUAAUGGAGUUGCCUCCUGCGGAGCAGCAGAAACUCUUUGAUGAAGCCAUCGCAAUAGUCAGGAACCUAGACUGGACUGAUAUCGCUCAGCUGACUGCACUUGUCAUGGGAAGUGGCCAUCUCCAGCAGCAGUUGGCAGGAGUGGUGAUAAAUUACCUCACCAAAGAGCUAAGUGCAGAGAUAAAGUAUGGGGAAUAAAUCUUCCCAGAGUGUGUUUUUAGAUUGUAGUGAAUUUUACUCUGACAGUUGUGAUUCUUCAAUGUAUCAAUUGUUAGUUAGCUUUACUAGUUAUAAAUGUAGGCAGAUCUAAGUAUUACCUUGCUUUUCUUUUUCUUUUUUUUUUUUUAACAGAAGUUAUUACUGGUUUAUUGUAUUAUCCUGUCACUGCCUUGCUGUGUUAUUUGAAGUACUGUGUGGUGGGAUUGAAUUCAAGAUCACUGAAGGGAAUUCUGGUUCUCUUGCCAUAUAAUGUAGCACUGGGUAAAAUUUUCAAAGUCCUUGUAUUUUAUUUAGGAGAUGUAAUCCUGUUUGUUGAAGUGCUUUAAACUUCUUCUGUGUAUGGCAUGAAUGCUGAGGUGUCAAGGGCACUUUGAAGAAUUUUACCUGGCAUCUGAGUAUUACAAGGGAUAGUUGCAAGAAAUUAUUUCUACUGUGAACUCACAAACCUCAAGCCUUGCUUGAUUUUUUGUCACAUUUUUAUUGUAAUUCUUGGGAAUUCAUUUCUGUAAGAAGAGAAGCCAAUACCUGUUUGGAGGAACUUAGAAGAGCAGGUAAAAUAGAGUCUAAGGAAUUAGCAGUUCCUGAUAUCCUAGAACUGGAAUGUGUGGCAAGGAGACUGGUUAAAAAAGGGGAGUGAGGAAGAAUGGCAAGUCUGACAUUUUUAUAUGUUUAGGAUAAUCAUUUUAGCAUUCGUUUCUCAACUAAUUCUGAACAUCUGGUCCUCUGUUUUCAUUAAAAUAUUCCUAAGAAGCAUCACAA